This is a messenger RNA of Papilio machaon (common yellow swallowtail), 1349 nucleotides long. It is a transcript of the gene Arp2, whose product is annotated as actin-related protein 2. Bases 94 to 1293 code for a protein of 399 amino acids. The record is from RefSeq and is a predicted model, not a curated record. The transcript has 12 exons. Lineage: Eukaryota; Metazoa; Arthropoda; Insecta; Lepidoptera; Papilionidae. Gene Ontology annotation, cellular component: actin cortical patch; Arp2/3 protein complex. Gene Ontology annotation, biological process: Arp2/3 complex-mediated actin nucleation. Gene Ontology annotation, molecular function: actin filament binding.
CUCUAUUUUGCAUCAUUGAUUUCUGGGAGAGAUUUAAUUAAGAAUAUAUUGUUUCAAUACUUUUCAAUUAUAAUAAUAAGUUAAAAAUCUAUUAUGGAUGAUCAAGGAAGAAAAGUUAUCGUUUGCGAUAACGGUACUGGGUUUGUAAAAUGCGGAUAUGCUGGCAGCAAUUUCCCUGCUUUUAUUUUCCCUUCAAUGGUUGGCAGACCAAUCAUUCGGGCGGAAAACAAAAUAGGAGAAAUUGAUGUUAAGGGAAUAACUAUCGGAGAUUUGAUGGUUGGUGAUGAAGCAUCACAAUUGCGUUCGAUGCUAGAAGUCAGUUAUCCAAUGGAGAAUGGGGUUGUACGUAACUGGGAGGAUAUGUGUCACGUGUGGGAUUACACGUUUGGUCCCAGCAAGAUGAACAUUGACCCCCGGGAGACUAAGAUACUCCUUACGGAACCCCCUAUGAACCCUACUAAGAAUAGAGAGAAGAUGAUUGAGGUGAUGUUUGAGAAGUAUGGGUUUGACAGUGCAUAUAUUGCUAUUCAAGCAGUACUGACUUUGUAUGCACAAGGUCUCAUCUCCGGAGUAGUGGUUGAUUCAGGUGAUGGUGUAACUCAUAUAUGUCCGGUGUAUGAAGAAUUUGCUUUGCCACAUUUGACAAGGCGUUUGGAUAUAGCUGGUCGUGAUAUCACUAGAUAUUUGAUUAAAUUAUUGUUACUACGCGGGUAUGCGUUCAAUCAUUCCGCGGAUUUUGAAACUGUUCGUAUGAUGAAAGAGAAACUUUGUUAUAUCGGGUACAAUAUAGAACAGGAACAACGCCUCGCUUGGGAGACAACUGUACUCGUUGAACCUUAUGUCCUACCUGAUGGUAGAGUGAUCAAAGUUGGUGGUGAAAGAUUUGAAGCUCCUGAAGCUCUAUUCCAGCCACAUCUCAUUAAUGUUGAGGGUCAGGGGAUUGCUGAGCUGGUGUUUAACACUAUACAGGCAGCAGAUAUAGACAUGCGCAAUGAACUAUACAAGCACAUAGUGUUGUCAGGUGGGUCCACAAUGUACCCCGGUCUGCCUUCUCGCUUGGAGAGAGAGAUCAAACAACUUUACCUGGAGAGGGUGCUGAAGAAUGAUUGCGAUAAACUUGCUAAAUUCAAGAUCCGCAUCGAAGAUCCACCUCGACGUAAAGACAUGGUGUUCAUUGGGGGCGCUGUGCUCGCUGAAGUCUGCAAAAAUAGAGAUAAUUUCUGGCUAUCCAGAGCUGAAUAUCAAGAACAGGGUAUAUCCUGUCUCAGAAAACUCGGCCCAAGAGCAAGUUAAUUUAAUUCACAACGUAUUUAUAACAAUUAUGAGUUUUAUUCCAAAAAUGUAUUAUU